Gossypium arboreum is the source of this 1042-nucleotide messenger RNA. Its product is annotated as NAD(P)H-quinone oxidoreductase subunit T, chloroplastic. Lineage: Eukaryota; Viridiplantae; Streptophyta; Magnoliopsida; Malvales; Malvaceae. The transcript has 2 exons. The record is from RefSeq and is a predicted model, not a curated record. Bases 155 to 928 code for a protein of 257 amino acids.
AAGUAAAUGCCAAAUCCCUAAAGAGCUCUGGGAAUUCUAAGCCACAGAAAACUUGAGGGCCUGAGGCAAUGGCCAAUGGCAAACAAAGCUUCGCUUCUUUCAUUCUCUCAAAUUCUGAAAACUCCUGCAAUCCGAGUUACAGAGUUCCCCACCAAUGGCGUCCACCUCUACUCUCCAAGCUCCAUAUUCUCUCUCCCUCAAACCCCAAAACGUGACCCACCUUCUACAUGGCUCGAGAGCCGCCACGACGAGAGCCAGGAGCCGAAGGAGAACGUACAGUGGGGCGGGCGUUUUUGCAGCAACAACGGGUCCAAGCAAACCCCAAAGACCUCCUCCAGGAGUCGAUACCAGAAUCCACUGGGAUAAUGAAGAUGAAGGCUGGAUUGGGGAGUCAUCCAAUUCCCGGCAAACCAAGGAGAAACUGAAUCCUGAAGAAGAACAAAAGAGUCUCCUGGGUGAAAAGUUUGCUGAUUUCCUCAAUGACUCCUCUGAUUCUCAUUACCAGUUCUUAGGAGUCUCAGCAGAAGCCGAUUUGGAGGACAUAAAAGCAGCUUACAGAAGGCUGUCAAAAGAGUAUCAUCCAGACACAACUUCGCUACCAUUGAAAGCAGCUUCAGAGAAAUUCGUAAAGUUAAGGGAGGUUUACAACGUUUUGAGCGACGGAGAGAGCCGCAGUUUCUACGACUGGACGCUCGCACAAGAGGCCGCCAGCCGUAAAGCCGAGAAACUGAGGAUGAGAUUGGAUGAUCCGUACCAGCAAGACGUGAGGAACUAUGUACCGAAACCGGAUAAGGUCGACCGCCUGGGCGGAAGGAACAUGGAGCUGAACGAUCAGGCUUUGUCGGCCCUCACCUUCGAUGCUUUCGUCAUAAUCUUUGCGAUUUGUUGCAUCGUUUAUGUGCUUGUGUUCAAAGAACCAUAUUACUAGAUUGACUGAUUCUAUACGUAUAUGUUGGCAUAUGUAGCUGAGGAGUUCGGAAUGGAAGAUUCUGAGAAUUUGUACAUAAUGUUCAUUGAAAUGAACCUAUAGUUGUUAAAAGAA